Molecule: messenger RNA, 1737 nt
Organism: Cavenderia fasciculata
Lineage: Eukaryota; Evosea; Eumycetozoa; Acytosteliales; Cavenderiaceae
Gene: tipD
Product: autophagy protein 16
Exons: 5
Coding region: 1-1737 (578 amino acids)
Biological process (GO): autophagosome assembly
Cellular component (GO): autophagosome membrane
Molecular function (GO): protein binding
Source: RefSeq, a predicted model, not a curated record
AUGACAUUCUAUUCAUCUGUGAUAUCGACAGCAUCACAAUCAUUUCAUUCAAUUACACCAUGGAAACAAUCGAUUGUACUUCAAUUGAAUCAUCGAAAUAAUAUACAAACCAAUGCAAUGGCCGAAGUUGUAAAGAACUAUCACGACUUGUUGAAGCGUCAAAGAAGUUUGGUAGACCUUAAUCAAAUCUAUGAAAAGGAGAUUGUAACUCUAAGAAAUGAGAAGCGAGGUGAUAAAGGUUCUUCAAAUAAUCAAUCAACUAAUAAUUCAAGUGUUGGAGGAUCAAUGUCAAGAGGUAAAACAAUUGAAGAAUUGGAAAAUAAGAUAUAUAAAUUACAAGAAGAUUUGACAAGUAGUUAUAAGAGGAGUGCAGACAAUGCAUCUAGUCUUUUAUCGUUGACAGACAAGAACAAGGACCUUCAAAACGAAUUGAUAUCAAAGGAUAUUGAGCUUGAAAAGGUUCGACACAUACUCAAUGGCAGUGAAGACAAUUACAAGAAAUUGGAAUAUGUCAUCGAGGAAAAGACAACGGUCACUCAAAUCCUAAAAGAUGAACUGUCGGCACUACAAGCAGAGUUUUUACACAAUGAAAGCAAGGUAAUCAAGUUGGAACAGGAAAAUGGUGAAUUACUUGAACGUUGGAUUAGAAAAAAGAAUGAAGAAGCCAGUAAAAUGAAUGAAGCAAAUGAUUUCUAUCAUAGAAUGGUUGAACAAAGAGAAAAUUUUAAAUCAAGUGACGAAUUUAUAAAUAUAAAUAAUAUACCAAAUCAAGAAGUUAGACUUGAUUUAUCUGGUUUAUCUUUAAUGGAAAAACAAGGAGCACCACAAUCAAUGUUACCAUCAAAAUCAAGAAAGAAAUGGGUAGCACAUAAUUCAGAGGUAUAUUGUUUGGCAUAUAAUUCGACGGGACAUUUAUUUGCAAGUGGUAGUAGCGACAAGAGUGUCAAGUUGUGGGAUGCAUUCUCGGGCAACCACAAGACCACUUUGUUGGGUGCAUCACAGUCUAUCAUGGCUGUACAAUUCUCACCAAACGACGAACACAUUCUAGGCACGAGUAACGAUAACUCGGCACGUCUGUGGAACGUCGAGUUGGGACGACCACGUCACACACUGACUGGACACAUUGGUAAAGUGUACACGGGUAAAUUCUUUGCUGGAUCGGACAAGGUCGCCACGGGUAGUCACGAUCGUACCAUUAAACUAUGGGAUUUGCAAAAGGGGUAUUGCAACCGCACGAUAUUCUGUUUCUCGAGUUGUAAUGAUCUAUUGCCACUGAGUGGCGGCUCGACCAUUGUGUCUGGUCAUGUCGAUCACUCGAUUCGUUUCUGGGAUAGUAAUACCGGUGAACCUAUACAUGUGUUGACGGGUGUCCACGAAGGUCAGGUAACUUCCAUCUCACAGUCACUCGAUCCAUUCACCAUUCUCACCAACUCGAGAGACCAUACACUCAAACUGAUCGAUGUCAGAACCUAUGAAACCAUUCGUACGUUCAAAGACCAAGACUACCGCAACGGUCUCAACUGGACCCGUGCCGCUUGGUCUCCCGACUCUGCAUACAUUGCUUCUGGAUCAAUCGAUGGUUCAGUUUGUGUUUGGAAUGCUCAUACCGGUAAAACUGAAAAAAUUAUUACUAAAAUUCAUAAUACUGGAUCAUCUGUUUGUAGUGUAGUUUGGAGUCCAUUGGGUAAUUCAUUCUUGAGUGGUGAUAAAGAUAAGAAUAUAGUUUUAUGGGAUUAA